Messenger RNA from Galeopterus variegatus (Sunda flying lemur), 2298 nucleotides. RefSeq lists its product as uncharacterized. The record is from RefSeq and is a predicted model, not a curated record. The annotation marks the transcript as partial. NCBI's taxonomy places the organism in Eukaryota, Metazoa, Chordata, Mammalia, Dermoptera, Cynocephalidae. The transcript has 9 exons.
AUGUGGCUGGAGGCAGUGAGCGAGGGAGGUGGGGACCCACCAUCCCUGGACACAGCCAUCCAGCAUGCCCUGGCAGGCCUCUAUCCUCCUUUUGAGGCUACAGCUCCCACUAUCCUGGGUCAGGUGUUCCGGCUCCUGGACUCUGACUUCCGGGGUGAUGGGCUGAGCUUCCUCCUGGAUUUCCUGAUCCCUGCCAAGCGCUUGUGUGAGCAAGUGCGCGAAGCAGCCUGCGCCCCCUACUCACACUGCCUCUUCCUGCACGAGGGCUGGCCGCUCUGUCUGCGGGAUGAGGUCGUAGUCCACUUGGCACCCCUCAAUUCCCUCUUACUGCGCCAGGGUGACUUCUUCCUCCAAGUUGAGCCCCAGGAGGAGCAGUCUGUCUGCAUCAUGAUCAAAUGCCUCUCCUUAGACCUCCGCACAGUGGACAAGAAGCCUGUUCCCGAAUCAUCCUACCCUAUACUUUUCACCCAAGAAUGGCUGGAGGCCAUCAAUAGUGACUAUGAGGGGAGUCCUCUACACAACUGCCUGGUAGCUUCGGAAAAUGGGAUUGCUUCUGUGCCUUGGACCAAGAUAACCAGCCCAGAGUUUGUGGAUGACAGAUCCCAAGCUGUGAAUGUCCUCUCCGCAGCCUGGGAGUCCCUUCAAUUAGAGGCACUCGAUUUGAGUAGCCCUCAAGAGCUGCACCAGGCCAGGACCCCAGGCAACCAGGUGUUUCUAGUCCAGAGUUCGGCCAAGGGUAAGGGCAACACAUAUAGAAACAAGUAUCCGGGACUCAUCAAGGUGGAGCAAGCCAGGCCUGGGGAGGUGGCCUUCAGGAUGGAUGAUGUGGUCACCCAGGACUUGGAGGGAGACUAUGUGGCCCUCCUGGACUUUCCCCAAGAGAGCAGAGGAGAGUUUCUCAGUAGAGAGGUGGAGACAUCCACUGGAUGUACUUUGGGGGCACUAAUGGAGCUGUCUGGAACUAAAGAAAUUCCUCUCUCUCAAAAGAUGCUGCCUCUCUCUGAGGCCAAUGGAGAACCUUCCUUGGAAAAAUGGUCUUGUGCAAAGUCAGCAAGCUCGGAGGAGGAGCCCUGCAUAUUUGGCUUGAGGAGAAAGGUCAACCAUAAAGCACCCACCCACGACUCAGAACGGCAGCCCCAAGGGCCCUAUGUCAAUGUCCUUGAGGACUUACUGGACUGUGACUCUGGCCUUGGGACAGGUGUCUCAGAAGAGCCAGCUGCUUCCAAGAUGCGGGGACCUCUGGGAAACUCAGAGAAUAUGCUCCAGCUCAGGCCUGGACCAAGACAAUCUUCUUCUCCUUGCCUGGCCCCCGCUAUUCCUGCAGCCCCAGCCUCUGAAACAAAGAUGGAGGAGAAGACCAAACAAGGAAUCGGGAGACUUCCCAAGCUCAAGGCCCACCCAAGUCAAAACUCCUCCUCUUCUGGGUCCCCCACUCCUGGGCUCAAAUUCUCAUUCUUGAAGGGGCAGAGACAAUCCCCUAUACCCCUGGAGAAAGCCACACUCCAGCAUGACAGGCCUUGGAAAGUCCUCUGUUCAUUCUACUCUCCUAAACCCAACCGAGCCAGAUCCUUGGGGAAAGCUGGAAAGACUCAGACCAAAACAUCUGGCCCAGCUGCUGAGUCAGGCCCACUGACUGGGGAAAAGGCUGGUUUCCCAGAAGCUCCUGCAGACCCCCCAGAAAGAGGCUCCACCCUGGAUGAGGACCCUCCAGGGCCUGAGCGCAGUGUUGGGGCUCUGGGUGUUGAGCUUUUCCACUCGAGGAUAGCAUGCCUGCCAGGUGGUCGGGACAGGGCAGGGCGGCCACUGCUUCUGGUGUCAACCACCAAGGGAGACUGGGAAGCACCAUGGUGCACGGCCUCAGAGGUCACCAGGCUGCUCUCCUACCUCUGUGCCAUCCCCAGGCCUGAAGAUAAAGCCAAAGGGCUGGCAGUCGUGAUUGAUGCCAGGAGACGUCCCCCACAGCCUAGCCUGGUCAGUGCCCUGCAGGCCACUCAGGCUCUGGUCCCAGCCUCCUUCCGAGCUGUCCUCCUCCUGGGGGAGAAGGAGGAUGCUCUCCAGCUGCAGACCUUACCUGACAUCCAGGUGGAGGUGCUGACCUCAUUGAAGGCCCUCAGCCACCAUGUGGACCCCAGCCAGCUGCCCCCGGACUUGGAAGGCUCCCUCCCCUACUGCCACAGCGAGUGGGUGCAGUUCUUCCAGAAGGUGGACCCUUUCCUUGCUGACCUCCGCCAGGCCUCCUCCCUGCUACAGGCUUCCAUCGAGGAGUUCAAGAAGGGGGACCUCCCUGGCAGUGUACAG